AUGUCACAAUUUGGUAAUUAUGUUGCCUUAGGUGGAGGCCACGAAUCAGCACCAUUCCCAGAAUCAUCAACUAAUUGGAAAGAACUUAUUUAUUUUAGAUCAUGGCAAGCACAAGGACUUGUUUCAAUUUUCUAUUAUUUCUCAUUAGUUGUUGGUCUUAUUAUGUUAAUCUCAACUAUUGUUACCACUGCAAUUGCUGGUGGUGUUGGAGGUUUCUUCCUUGGUUUACUUUAUGGUAUCAUUGAAUUCGUUCUUAUUAUUAUUGGUGCCAGAAUUUCAUCAGAAUUAAUUUUAUCAGUUUUCGAUAUGAGAGACAGCGUCCACAGAUUCUCAAAUAGCAAUGGUCCAACCAUUGUCACCGGUAACCCAUCAAACUCAACCUACCAACAACCAUCAUACCAACAAUCAAGUUACCAACAAUCAACUUUCCAAUCACCACAACAAACACAACAACCAGUAUCAAAUCAAAAUCAAACCAGUUAUCAAGAACCAUACCAAGGUAAUCUUUAA
Messenger RNA from Dictyostelium purpureum, 510 nucleotides. RefSeq lists its product as uncharacterized. The transcript has 3 exons. The record is from RefSeq and is a predicted model, not a curated record. Lineage: Eukaryota; Evosea; Eumycetozoa; Dictyosteliales; Dictyosteliaceae. Bases 1 to 510 code for a protein of 169 amino acids.